AUGCUCUACCUCACGCUCGAAGACGACCCUUUUCCGGACCAAGAGUACGAUGAGGAGGCUCUCCUGGAGUUGGUGCGGUCGGUGGCAAGAAGGGACGGGGAUGACCGAACGGUUAGUGAGCUCAUCAGAUUUCAGGAUGCUUUGGAACGGCUGGGACUACUUUGGACACCAUUGGAUUCCCUCGACAAACAUCAGGCCCACGAACUCGUGCGGAACCUCCACCUGGAACUGACUGCGCCGGGAGACAUGGUGUACCUCAAACACUCGCCAGCGAUGAGGUCGUACGUCGUGUUGAGGGGGACAGUUCUGCUCACUAACAACGUGCUCGACAGAGAAGGGGCGGAGGGUGUGCGUGUGCUGGGAGCGGGGCAGGAGUUCGGCCAGCCCUUGGAGCCAGACCUGGAUGGUGACAAGCCUGUUGAGGACUUUCUUGAAUAUGCGAAGACUCCACACCUAGAGCUUCUACACGACAGCGGUGGCGACGUUGCCACUACGACCCGCGGUGGGGGCAGGAAGGAUGGGAGAGCCGAGCUUCUGGUCAUCGGACGUCAGGACUGGAUUUCAACGCUCCAAACUUGCAGGAGCCAGUUCACAAACACGACAGACAAAUACGACGCAUCGAAGGAACCCGACCACCUUAAGAGCAAGGCCCGCUUGGCUUUCAACUUUCCGGCGAAAGGAAGGGCGGGAGAUCAACUCGAAAUCGCGAUCAAGUACCUCACGGAGAGGGUGGCGUUCUGCGCUGAUCUACCACUGGAGCAGGUAGCUGCCAUGGCUGCAGCAAUUGAGCUACGCGGAUUGACAGUUCCAGGCAGGCAUGUCUUUCGGAGAGGGCGCGAGUGCUUCGGUGAGGCAUACAUCAUGUUCACUGGAACUGCCGACCAGAUCGGCGGCGAUAAAUCUGGGGAUAGACUGAUAACAGAGGGAGAUCUGUUCGGUGACGAGUACUUCUCGGUGGCCGUGAAGGAUGUGCUGGGCAUCCCGUUUCGGACGGCCACGGUCAUGACCCGGACGGCUCCCUGUGAGCUUCUCGUGGUUCCCGCCAGGGAAUGCCGCCGUCUGCGUGCCUUUGUGGCUCUUCGCAAUAGCGAGAAGGCCAUGGCAAUAUUCGACAAGUUUUUCAUAAACCUCCCGAGAGGUGUCUGCUCUGAGAUCGCCUCUCUCGCCACAUUUCGCACGAUCAAGAUGAAUCAAAAGCUAGCGGAAGAUGGGGAUGAGGUCUCAACUGUCUUCUUUGUCGUUCGAGGCGAGUGCGUCUCGAAGUCGAGUAAACAGCUCCAUCAGCAGCCAGGCAAGGGCCACGAGGAGGAGGAGGCCCAGCGGUACGGCCCCGGGGACAUUGUAGGCUGGCCAUAUUUGAUGCCCAGACCGCCAGCACGUGGGCGUAGUCCAAUUGUCGCGAGAACGGCGGCCAUUACGACGACACCACAAAAGACAGCGAUCGGCGGGAGUGCCGAGGAUAAACCGAACACGCCUCCGGAAGGAAAUGAACAGGAACGGAAGCGGAGGUCUCGUCGCAACGCCAAGGAGUGGCACUGUUCGAUCACAGUAACGACCCCGGCACAAGUGCUUUCGGUCCCGUUGGCCGCCCUCCUCAGCUUUCUAUCGGAGAGGGCCAUGAAGGGGUUGAGGAGGUACAUUGCGCACACCCACAAGCAGAAAUUGGAGGGACCUUCGUCUUCAUCGCAUUCGGGCGGUCUCGGCGACGAGGAGAGUUUAGAUGGAGAGAGUGAAUUGGGGGAAUUUUUCAGCGGCCACGGAGGAUACGACCGAAACGCCCCAACGCUGUUCUCUGGUGGCGGCACAUGGAAAGAUCAAAGAAAAACAGGGAGGAUGUCUCCUCCCGUGGCCCGACUAAGACCAUCAACGGCACCAGAACUGAUCGCCUUGAAGACGGCGAUCCAAAGCGAGGAGUGCGAAAGCCGGCGCCCGAACAUAACAGUCUUGCCCGGAGGCGUACACGCUCUAAUUGAGGGGAUAUCCAGCCGAGACAACUGGCCCCGGCCGCGACCGAGCACCCGCACGCGCUGGCGUUGGCGCGUGGGCUUGACGGAUUCUAUCGCAGACCGAAUCUCGACCGCUCCGCAGGGGAUCCACAACUUGAGACGUAGCCUGCAGUCCGCGCCGAGUUCGUCGUCGUCGUCGCCGCCUGUGAUCUGGGGCUAUGCUAGAGUAGCGGAGCGAGGGAUCGGCGGGCACGGGGACGAGGCAGAAGCACGCGGCGGGCGCUGCUCCUGCCCGAUGGAAAGCUGCCGCGUUUGCUCGCCGUUGGACAGGCUUGAGCGACUGCGAAAUACCACCAUCUGGACCCCGUCACUACCAUCACGCUCAACCAAGCCCGCCAGCGCACCUUCUGCGGUGGCCCGAAGCUUUGCGAGCGGCUGCACCACACGAAACAUAGGCACCAUAGCCCAAAUGAAGGCCACUACGGAUACUCCUGGGAACACUCUCUCCGUGGAGCUAAAGGCGUCGACGUUCCGUCCCGCGACCAGACCAUACGUCCAUCACGCCGGCAAGGCCCAUGUCGCUCACCCGACGGGUGGCAUAGCAGCGGGAGAUGAGGCCUUUGGCGGAAAACCCACUCUAUGGGGAGGGUGGGGAUUGCCUUCGUCCAAGAUCGGUGGCACAGGUCAUGGGGCCGUUGCUAAGGGCAGUGAUGGUGCCCAUGGUGGGACAUCGACAAGCGGAAACAAACUCGCGGGGGGCGCCCACGUGGGCUUCCAUGAUCGCCGUACAUCACCAGCUGGUCAGGGAGGAGCGGUGAUUGCUGUCGCCGAUGCCCCCGCCACGGCCGCCGUCGCACCGAUGUCGGACUUCGGCGUCACCAAUACAAGUCUAGGACGGGGUGCUCGCCGUGAACCAGACUCGGGAAGCGAAAUGUCCUUACCUCCAGCCGCUGCAACACUUCCACCGGAUCAACCACACCUUGCACGGCUUUCGUACACCCUCGUGCAGCUGAGCACAAGGGCGGCAUUGGACCCGCACGAGCCAUUGGCAAACCUAUGCCUCCGAAUCUUGGGCUCCUUCGCUUGCGAAAAGGAAGCCACGACGCGCGUGUCAAACCUUUACCGUUCCAUUCUCCCUCCGUCAAGCGUGAGUACCGCAAAGCAUACCUCGCAGUCCAGGCUUCGAGCCGAAAAUGUGUCUAAGUCGAGUGGUCGCCCAUCCCCCUGA
Messenger RNA from Ectocarpus siliculosus, 3174 nucleotides. NCBI's taxonomy places the organism in Eukaryota, Phaeophyceae, Ectocarpales, Ectocarpaceae. The record is from the annotation of a GenBank genome assembly.